Leptidea sinapis is the source of this 4025-nucleotide messenger RNA. RefSeq names its product piggyBac transposable element-derived protein 4-like. NCBI's taxonomy places the organism in Eukaryota, Metazoa, Arthropoda, Insecta, Lepidoptera, Pieridae. The transcript has a single exon. Bases 108 to 2198 code for a protein of 696 amino acids. The record is from RefSeq and is a predicted model, not a curated record.
GGCGAAUUAACGAUGCUUUGCCCGGCCACUGUCAAUACAGUCAACUAACGAAAACGAGUAUUAAUUUCAUUCUUACAGUUUGGUAGUGAAGGUAUUUUCGCGCCGAAAUGGACAGUAAAGCUGGGUCAUCCAAAAGUAAAAUUAAACCGAUUAUUUUAACAUCUCGUGCUAUAAAAAAGCUUCGACAAAGUGAUGAUUAUGACUCGGAAUGUUCUGGAGAAUAUAGUGAAGAGGAGUUUUCUUCAAGUUCAGUAGGAUCUGGUAGCGACUGUGAUUUAAGUACCUUUAAUUUAAGAUUGAAAAUGAAGACAACCAGCCGUAGACCACGUGCUGAUGAUACACCAGCUCAACCUUCAAGGUCAUUAGCUUCAAAGCGAGGUUUAAGUGAGUCAAACGAUAGCCCUAUUAUCAAAUGUAAGCGAUUGAAACCUAUGUUUAGAGAUGGGCCAACGAGAAUGAAUACACCAGGUUCAAGUGAUACAUCUGCUCAAUCUGCAAAGUUACCAGAUUCAGAUAUUGGUUCCUCAGAAUCAAAGCCAGCGCUUCGCCAACUAAAAUUAGACGGAAAUGCGAUCAAUCCAAACUUGUCGCCAGAGCAUAAUGACGCCUGUGAAACUGCUUUGCCGUAUCCGAGUUCUGAAUGUAGUUCUCCAAACUUACCAAAUGAUAACGGUGAUGUCCCAUUACCUGACCAUUCACCCAAUAACCCACCUUCUCGUCAAGAAGCCACUAUCACCUGGAGCAGUAAUCCAAUUUCAAUGAAAAUUAUUGAUUUUACUAAGAAACAGGAACUUUUAGUGCCACCUCCAACAGAUCCUUACGAAGCGUUCCGUUUGUUAAUUGACGACGAUUUAUUGGAUCUUAUUGUUCGAGAGACGAAUGCAAACGCAUUAAGAGUGCGUACUGCAGAGAAUCUGAAGCAAAAAUCAAGAAUAAAAAAUUGGAAAGAUUUAACUAGGGAAGAACUGCUGACAUUUCUAGGACUCCUUAUUCACACUGGAACAAUUCGGCUAAACCGUAUAAGCGAUUAUUGGAAACGACAUUAUUUAUUUAAUAUUACAUGCUUCGGACAAUUCAUGUCCCGAAACCGUUUUUUACUGAUAUUGCGAUGCCUGCACUUUACAUCUGAAACAAGUGAGAAAGACCAUCUAAAAAAAAUUCGUCCAAUUAUGGACCAUUUUAACAAUAAAAUGAAUACUAUUUAUUGUCCGGGUAAACAGUUGUCAUUGGAUGAGUCCAUGGUUUUGUGGCGCGGUCGAUUGCUGUUCAGACAGUACAUUAGGAAUAAAAGGCAUAAAUAUGGUACUAAGCUUUAUGUCCUAGCUGAGCCAGAUGGUACCAUUUUAAAAUACCAAGUUUACGCAGGUGCAAAUGAUGAGACAUCAGGUCAAGCACAUGCUAGUAAGAUCGUCUUCAAACUCCUAGAAGAGAGGCUAGAUUCUGGCCACCAUGUUUAUAUGGAUAAUUACUACAACUCAUAUGGUUUGGCUGUGAAAUUACUAGAUCGACAGACGUACUGCACAGGAACGUUGAGGAAAAACCGCAAAGAUAAUCCUGUUGAUAUUGGAACUAUCUCAUUGAAAAAAGGGGAAAACAAAUCCUUAUUCUUGAAUGGUGUUCAUAUUGGAAAAUGGAGGGGUAAACGUUACGUACUGUAUAUUUCCACAGAAUAUGAUGACCAGAUGAUGGAAACUACUUCCACAAGGGGAUCUGUAGCACUGAAACCAAUGGCAAUCGUUCAUUAUAAUAAUUUUAUGUCGGGCGUAGAUCUUCAAGAUCAGAUGCUGGCUUAUUAUCCAGUCCAAAGAAAGACCCUGCGCUGGUACAAGAAGCUGUUUGUGCAUACGCUGCAAAUGAGCCUCAGUAAUGCAUUUUACUUGUACAACAAAUUUUCGGCGAAUAAUAAAAUGAAUCUAUAUGAUUUCCGUUUGAAGAUACUGGAAAUGCUUCUACCUGAUCCAAAUGAAUUCAAUCGACGCAAUGUUUUGAAAGUGAAGCACGAACUCACUAAAAUAGAAAAGACCCGAGCGAGAAUAAAGAAAGUCGGGAGUGUCGUGAAAGAAACCACCGAAGUGGCCCGAAAAGAAUGCAAAGGCUGCAAAGCACAGAAAAAGAGGGUGCAAACAAUUUACGAAUGUAAGCAAUGUGAAGGUUCUCCAGGUUUCUGCACAAAAUGUUUCUGCCUAGCACAUUCUUAAGUUUUUGAAAUUGCCUUUUUACACGCUUUAUAUUAGCUUCACUUUGUAUGUUUGUAUGGUUGUAUGUUUGUAGCCGACUUCUUUGGGCGCGACUUUGACCCACUUUAAACGGCUAGAUUUCGUUCAAACUUUGUAGAUUUAUCGAGGACCGAUGACAUUACACUAAUUUGAGAAAAUUAUUAAAUUUUUCAAUUGCAAAAUAUGAUUUUUGUUAAUUUAUAUAAUUUUUAAAUAAUUUAUAUAUAAUUUGUUGAUGUAAAGAGAUCACUCAUUUUUGCUAGUAACUUUUUUUUUAGAUUCCGAUUUUGUUUCAGUUCUUUGUACUGUUCUUUGAUCUUUAUAAAUAAACAUAUAAUUUUGCUCAGAUUUCUUAAUGUCUUCCUAAAUAAAUAAUUCUCCAAAUGCCGUGCCGUUAAUGUGGUGCAAUACCAGUGGACACCCAGGAGCAUGCCAGCCUUUAAGGUAGAUGGGAGUGCUUUUUUGAACAGAAAUUUCCUGGAAAUACGGCAAAAGAAAAAACUCAGUCCAUCUUUGAUAAGACGUAGAAGUUUCUGAAGAGCUGCACACUGAAGACAGCACACAUGAUGAUAACUAUAUUUAAUUUUUAGUUAAUGGCAUGGGGAAUGCUAUAUUGAAGACUUGAAGGUCGGUGUUAUCAAGUGAAGCGUCUCAUCGAGCACUAUUUGCGUGAGUACCGCAAUGAAGCACGCAAAAGCUAGGGCACGUAACAUCGUACGAUCGACACGUACAAAGUAUCGUCUCAAUAGGGCUACUGGAAACCCAAGCGCUGGCAGCUAUUUCGGUCAACGGAUCAGCCUAGCUAUCCAACGCAGAAUUGCUGACAGUGUUCUUGGUACACUUCCUCGUAAUGAUAUUGUCAAUUUCAUGUAAUAAGUAAUAAUAAUGUUAAGUAUUGUAAAUAUAUUUUACUAGCUUACCCGACAGACGUUGUUCUGUACAUACUAAAUAAAAUACUGUUUUUUAUGAAUUUUUCAAUAAUAUUUCAUAACAUCAAGGAUUAUUUCGUAAAAUAUGUUAUAAUGAAUAUGAAAUUGUUUCACAGCAGAACUGUCAAACCGUGGGUCACUAGAUUCUCUCAUAGAAAAUAUAUCCAUACAAAACAAAUAUUAGAAAUAAAAAUUAGAGUUGUGUCGGGUCUAGGCGAAGCCGAUCAUUGGUUUCGGCAGCUCAAGAAAAUCACACCAUACCUUUCCAAUAACAGUAAUUCAACAAACGAUCCAUUGGAGUGGUUGCCAUAAAAUAGCAAACCAAAAAUGACUUGUAUCGCCAUAAUAUACUUUUAUUGUUCCGCCAGCUCUGUCUACAGCUAACGACUAUUUCUGAAACCGGAAAUAUUAUGAGAAAAAAUAAACUUCUAUUUGUUAUCUAAAUAUAAAAAUAUUUUAUGGUUUUCUUUUUCAUUGUUCUUUCUCCUUUUUGGUGAUUGCUAGUCAGCUGAACCGUUCAUUUGUCCCUUAACAAUACUUGUUAAAAAUAUAAUUUUAAUGAAUAAAUUUGUGUAAGAAAGCUUGUUCAUUUAUAUUUUUUUACUUUAUUGAGACGACUUUAUUCACCUAUAUUAUUUAUUAUAAGUUGAAGCAACUACUUUUUAGUAAGUACAUGUGUUAUUACAUUAUUUUCUGGAUCCUCUGUAGAUCUAUUAGUGCAAGAUUAUUGCUAUCGGCCGUUGUGGCCGUUAAAAAAAAGAAUGCUCUUUCUUUUAAUUUUAAAUUAGUGAUGUUUGAUAUCUUAAGAUAGUUUUCUGCGAUUGCAUUGAUUGUGUUUGCUAUAAAUUGUUCAGUAGUUUUCUUCUUAGGUUGAAUACGU